This is a messenger RNA of Otolemur garnettii (small-eared galago), 2980 nucleotides long. It is a transcript of the gene DUSP9, whose product is annotated as dual specificity phosphatase 9. Lineage: Eukaryota; Metazoa; Chordata; Mammalia; Primates; Galagidae. The record is from RefSeq and is a predicted model, not a curated record. Gene Ontology annotation, cellular component: cytoplasm; cytosol. Bases 218 to 1879 code for a protein of 553 amino acids. The transcript is spliced from 5 exons. Gene Ontology annotation, biological process: negative regulation of MAPK cascade; protein dephosphorylation. Gene Ontology annotation, molecular function: MAP kinase tyrosine/serine/threonine phosphatase activity; protein tyrosine/threonine phosphatase activity.
UGUUGGCUGCUCUGAGCCCUGCAGUGCGGAGGUGGCAACAGGUUCCCGUUUGUCCUGUUGCUGGCGCUGCCGGUGCUGCAGGCGCUGCGCAUUGAGCACUGUCGAGAAUGACCCCUCAUCCCCUACUCCCCAGUUCUUUCCCUGGUGAGAGGGCUUGCCAGUGCGGGUACGGGUAGGGUGCAGGGGAGCCACUCCUCAGUCUUCCCCUUCCUACACCAUGGCGUUGGCUGCCUGGCUUUCCCCAUCCUCCACUCCAGCCCAGCUCCCUUCACUUCCUCCAGGCAGCCUUCUCCAGAGAGCAGCGCAGCCCCCUCAGGAGCUCCUGUCUCUCUGGGUUGUCAUCCUCCUCAGUGACACUGAGACAAGACAGGUCCCACCCGAUGCUUUCGCUAGCACCCGUUGGCUCACCGGCUCCCCGAGCCCGCCCUGUCGCCCCGCCCCGCCCCGCCCCUCUGAGCUGCAACUCCAUGUCCGAAGGCAGAGGCUUCGAAGGUGGAAGCUGAGUCCGGCUGCCAACAAGCAGCCGGCGCUCGGGCGGCGCGGGGCCCGGAGCUCGGCUUCCACGUGCGAGCUUGCCCCGCCCCCUCCCGGCGGCCGCGCCUGGGGACUCUCUGCCCACGGACAGCGCCUUGCCGUGGCAGUGGCCGUGGCCGGGACGUCUACGAGCGGCCGGCCGCCGCCGGAUCGCGCUCCAGCGCCCUCGGCCCGACGUGCAGGCAGCCGCGCGCCCAUGGAGGGCCUGGGCCGCUCGUGCCUGUGGCUCCGCCGGGAACUGUCGCCCCCACGGCCGCAGUUGCUGCUCCUGGACUGCCGCAGUCGCGAGCUGUACGAGUCGGCACGCAUCGGCGGGGCUCUGAGCGUGGCCCUGCCGGCGCUGCUGCUGCGCCGCCUGCGGAGUGGGAGCCUGUCGGUGCGCGCGCUCCUUCCCGGGCCGCCGCUGCAGCCGCCGCCGCCCGCCCCGGUGCUCCUGUACGACCAGGGCGGGGGUCGGCGCCGGCGCGGGGAGGCGGAGGCCGAGGAGUGGGAGGCUGAGUCGGUGCUGGGCACGCUGCUACAGAAGCUUCGGGAGGAAGGCUACCUGGCCUACUACCUCCAGGGUGGCUUCAGCCGUUUCCAGGCCGAGUGUCCUCACUUGUGUGAGACCAGCCUCAAUGGCCGUGCUGGCUUGAGCAUGGCCCCAGUGCUAAGCCCAGUGCCUGUGGUGGGGCUAGGUGGCCUGUGCCUGGGCUCUGACUGCUCUGAUGUGGAAUCUGAAGCUGACCGCGACUCCAUGAGCUGUGGCCUGGAUUCAGAGGGUGCCACACCCCCACCAGCAGGGCUGCUGCCAUCUUUCCCUGUCCAGAUCCUGCCCAACCUCUACCUGGGUAGUGCCCGGGAUUCGGCCAAUUUGGAAAGCUUGGCCAAGCUGGGCAUCCGCUACAUCCUCAAUGUCACCCCCAACCUCCCUAACCUCUUUGAGAAGAAUGGCGACUUUCACUACAAGCAGAUCCCCAUCUCUGACCACUGGAGCCAGAACUUGUCCCAGUUCUUUCCAGAGGCCAUUGCAUUCAUUGAUGAGGCCUUGUCCCAGAACUGCGGGGUGCUCGUCCACUGCCUGGCAGGGGUCAGCCGCUCUGUCACUGUCACCAUGGCCUACCUCAUGCAGAAGCUUCACCUCUCGCUCAACGAUGCCUACGACCUGGUCAAGAGGAAGAAGUCUAACAUCUCCCCCAACUUCAACUUUAUGGGGCAGCUGCUGGACUUCGAGCGCAGCCUGCGUCUGGAGGAGCGACGCGCCCGGGAGCAGGGCAGCGGGGGCCAGGAGUCCUCCACGCGCGACCCGCCCUCCUUCUUCACCACCCCCCCGGGCGACGGCAUCUUCCAGCUGGACCCCAGCUAAGGCCCCCCGCGGGGCCCAGUGGGCGUUCCCGACGACGGGCGGCAGCGGGGGCGGGGGUGGGGGAGCACGCAAUACCUCACCCGGCUGCGGAGGGAGGUGGGAGCCCGAGCGCGUGCCCGCCCUGCCCGCUCGAGACAUCCUCGGGAAUCCUGCGAAACGUGCCUAUAGGCCGGGCCAGGGCCGCUGGCCUGACCCAUGCCCUCAGGCGGGCGGGACCACGCUCCAGAACCUGCCUCUUCUGCGACUGUUACUUUUUUCUUUGGGGGGUGGGGUGGGGAUUCCUUAUCCGAGGGACUAUUCCAGGUGGCUACCUGUUCCCCGGCCCAGGCCCAGGCCCUGGGUGCUCCGCCAGCUUGGCUGGGCCCUGGGCCUCUCUGCGGUUCCCCCUUCAGGAAGGGUGUGUGCCACUUUGUUUGCCACAGGGACUGGUUUCCAGUCCCUUCCCUGUCCCCAAAUGGCCGCUUGGGGAGAGGAGAGCGCCACCACCACCAGUGCAGUCACCGCUGCUUCUCUGCCAAGGGCUUGGGUCCUUUUGGGGUUGGGGACCUUCCAAGGGAUGUGGACCCAAAGGUGGAAUGGCCACCAGGCAUCCAUGGCCUGGGAGCACUGGGCAGGUUCCCAGCCACACAUCUGGCUCCCUGACUGUUUUUUUUUCUUCUUCCCCCAGAUGUCUUGACCAGAUCUCUGGCGCUCUUUGUGACUGAGGGUGGUCAAACUGCCACAGGAGGAGAUAGGGUCUCAGAGUGAGAGCCUAGAAGGGGGAAGGGAAGAAGACGACCUUGAUAUUACUGCUGCAGGGCCCACACAGCCUCUCUUGGUUUGGGGGGCAAGGAAGGGGUCAAGCUGCAGACAUACAGUCAUUAUUGCAGUCCACACCCCUGUGAACAGCAGGGGUGUGUGUGUGUGUGUGUGUGUGUGUACAUGUUGGCACUCACACGCAUGCUAGCCCACUUACACCCAGCCCAGGGUUGACAGUCCUUGACAUGGUGACAGGAUCGUCUUGGCCGGAGGAGGGGCUGUGCUUGUUUGUUUUUGUAAUCCUCAUCACAGUUGCUUUCUUUAAUUGUUCCUCUCAAAUAAAUGGUUUAUUUAAGAUACUGA